GCGGCGGGCCUUGCGUGCGUGGCGGGCCCGGGCGGCCACCGGCCCCCUGCACCAGGCGGAGGCUGUGCCACGCGCUUUUCUCCAUCAACCUCCUGCACCCCGCAGCCUCUGGGGAGCGCUCCUCCGGCCCCGGCUUCGCAGCUCAGGGCGCCACUGCUGGGGGCUCCCGGAAGAUUAGGGCACUUUGAAGACAGAAGCUCCCUGUGGUGCUGAGCCUGGAGUCCCCAUGGCCUCGCUGAGCAGAGCGCUACGUGUGGCCGCCGCGUGCCCUCGUCCGAGCCGGCCCCGGGGCCUGGGGCUGCGCGCCCUCACCGGCCAAGCCGGGCCCACGGCCGAGAAGAGUAGUGUGCCGUACCAGCGGACCCUGAAGGACGCGCAGGGCCCCUCGGCGGUGGCCCGGGGCCCAAGCCGGCCCCUGCCCAGCACGGCCGACGUGGUGGUCAUCGGCGGGGGCAGCUUGGGCUGCCAGACCCUGUACCACCUGGCCAAGCUGGGUGUGGGCGGGGCAGUGCUGCUGGAGCGGGAGCGGCUGACCUCCGGGACCACCUGGCACACGGCGGGCCUGCUGUGGCAGCUGCGGCCCAGCGACGUGGAGGUGGAGCUCCUGGCGCACACCAGGCGUGUGGUGAGCCGCGAUCUGGAGGAGGAGACGGGGCUGAACACCGGCUGGAUCCAGAAUGGGGGCCUGUUCAUCGCAUCCAACCGGCAACGUCUGGAUGAGUACAAGAGGCUCAUGUCGUUGGGCAAGGCGUAUGGUGUGGAGUCCCACGUGUUGAGCCCCGCGGAGACCAAGGCACUGUACCCGCUGAUGAACGUGGACGACCUGUACGGGACCCUGUUCGUGCCGCACGACGGCACGCUGGACCCCGCCGGCACGUGCACCGCCCUCACCAGGGCCGCCGCCGCGCGGGGAGCACAGGUCAUCGAGAACUGUCCCGUGACCGGCAUCCGCGUGCGGACCGACGACCUCGGGGUGCGGCGGGUCGCGGCCGUGGAGACAGAGCACGGCUCCAUCCAGACGCCCUGUGUGGUCAACUGUGCAGGAGUGUGGGCCGGCGCUGUGGGCCGGAUGGCCGGAGUCAGGGUCCCGCUGGUGGCCAUGCACCACGCCUACGUCAUCACCGAGCGCAUCGAGGGAAUCCAGAACAUGCCCAACGUCCGUGACCACGACGCGUCUGUCUACCUCCGCCUCCAAGGGGACGCCUUGUCUGUGGGGGGCUACGAGGCCAACCCCAUCUUCUGGGAGGAGGUGUCAGACAAGUUUGCCUUUGGCCUCUUUGACCUGGACUGGGACGUGUUCACCCAGCACAUCGAAGGUGCCAUCAACCGCGUGCCCGUGCUGGAGAAGACUGGGGUCAAGUCCACGGUCUGUGGCCCGGAGUCCUUCACCCCGGACCACAAGCCCCUGAUGGGGGAGGCGCCUGAGCUCCGGGGCUUCUUUCUGGGCUGCGGCUUCAACAGUGCAGGGAUGAUGCUGGGCGGCGGCUGCGGGCAGGAGCUGGCGCACUGGGUCGUCCACGGGCGCCCGGAGAAGGACAUGUACGGCUAUGACAUCAGACGCUUCCACCCCUCACUCGCCGGCCACCACCGCUGGAUCCGUGAGCGCAGCCACGAGUCCUAUGCCAAGAACUACUCCGUGGUCUUCCCCCACGACGAGCCCCUGGCGGGACGCAACAUGAGGACAGAUGCCCUGCACGAGGAGCUGCUGGCCCGAGGCUGUGUGUUCCAGGAGCGGCAGGGCUGGGAGCGGCCCGGGUGGUUCACCCCGAACGGCACAGCUCCGGUCCUGCCCUAUGACUACUACGGGGCCUACGGGAACCAGAAGCACGAAGACCACGCCUACGCCCGGCUGCUGGGGGACGAGUACACGUUCGACUUUCCGCCCCACCACGACGUGAUCAAGAGGGAGUGCCUGGCCUGCAGAGGGGCCGCUGCCGUGUUCAACAUGUCCUACUUUGGAAAGUUCUACCUGGUGGGCUUGGAUGCGAGGCAGGCUGCCGACUGGCUCUUCUCUGCUGACGUCAGCCGACCCCCAGGCUCCACCGUGUACACGUGCAUGCUGAACCGCAGGGGCGGCACCGAGAGUGACCUGACCGUCAGCCGCCUGGCCCCCGGCCCCCCGGCCUCCGCCCUGGCCCCCGCCUUUGAAGGGGACGGCUACUACCUGGCCGUGGGCGGGGCCGUGGCCCAGCACAACUGGUCCCACAUCAGCACUGUGCUGCAGGACCGGAAGUUCCGGUGCCAGCUCAUCGACAGCUCCGAGGACCUGGGCAUGAUCAGCGUCCAAGGCCCCGCCAGCCGGGCCAUUCUCCAGGAGGUGCUCGAUGCGGACCUGAGCAAUGAGGCCUUCCCUUUCUCCACCCACAAGCUGGUGAGAGCCGCCGGGCACCUGGUGCGGGCCAUGAGGCUCUCCUUCGUGGGGGAGCUGGGCUGGGAGCUGCAUGUGCCCAGGCCGGCCUGUGUGCCCGUGUACCAGGCUGUGAUGGCCGCGGGCACCAAACACGGCCUCGUCAACGCCGGGUACCGGGCCAUCGACUCCCUGAGCAUUGAGAAAGGCUACCGGCACUGGCACGCCGACCUGCGCCCAGACGACAGUCCCCUGGAGGCGGGCUUGGCCUUCACCUGCAAGCUCAAGUCCCCCGUCCCCUUCCUGGGGCGCGAGGCCCUGGAGAAGCAGCGGGCCGAGGGCCUCCGCCGGCGUCUGGUGUGCUUCACGGUGGACGAAAAAGUGCCCAUGUUCGGCCUGGAGGCCAUCUGGAGAAACGGCCAGGUGGUCGGCCACGUCCGGAGGGCUGACUUUGGGUUUGCCAUUGACAAGACUCUCGCCUACGGCUACAUCCGGGACCCCAGCGGCCAGUCGGUCUCGUUGGACUUCGUGAGGAGCGGGGACUACGCCCUGGAGCGGAUGGGGGUGGCCUACCCUGCCCGGGCCCACCUGAAGCCUCCCUUCGACCCUGACAACAAGAGGGUGAAGGGGAUCUACUGAUCAGGAGGCCGCCCGUCCCCACACGGCCCGCCACCCUGGCCCAGGACCCGGCGGACCCCGGCCAGCACGGGGGCCUCCCCCGCCAGUGCAGGCCCGCUCACCCCCCAAACAGACACUAACCCAGAUCGCCCGUCUUAUGGUCACUGACCCGAGGAUGACCUCUCGUGUGUCCCUAACCCCCAAAACAAACCUGCAAGGGAUCGGGCUCAGGGAGUGAACCAUGUGGCCUUCUAGAAGCUUCCAAGAGGGUGCAUAGUUGACCGAGUAAGCCCAGUGUAAAAGCAGGGAGGCAAAGAGAUCCGCCGGGUACGCCAGGGCGGCCUGGCCAGUGGGUGUCCGGAGCCGAGCACCGCUGGAGAAUUCCAGACACAUCCAGAAUUAGGGGCAGAGUGAGGACUGAUCAGUACUGUCGGCCGGUAGCCGAGGCCGGGGUGCCAGCUCGGCUCUGUCCCCGCGGUCAGGCCGGUCAGGCCGUUGGGCAGGACUGGCUGUUUCCCAGAGGCCGGCAGCGGAGAGAAUCCAGGAAGCAAGCUCUGACCGCCUUGACCCGUUUUCACAUGGAAAGCGUUCUGAGCCCUCCCAGCUCAUGAAAUCGGGGAGCAGAGGCAGGGGCUGGGGGGUGGGUCUCACGUUGGUGCCCUCCCUUACCCAUGCAGAAGCCCCGCCUCCUGCCUCGAUUUCCCCAAGAGCACAUGGUCCUCAGGUCCGUGAAGGAGCGGUGUGCUGCCGGGUGAGACCCUGGCAGAGCCCUCCUGCCGUGUGGCCUCUGUCCUUGCUUUCUGAUUGGGACGCGGCUCCCUCACCGCUCUCUCUACUGGUGGCCCUGGGGAAGGACCCUGCGCAGGGUCUUAAAAGGGGGUGACUUCCCUGCAGCCCUUCUCUGGGCCUUCAGGACUCUCUAACAUCUGCCUGUGUGACCCUCCUCCCUGCCUCCCUGGCCCCUCCCCUGUCACCUUUCCAGCUCACCCCAGUAAGAUUUUGAUGCUGCACAAGCGGCCUUGCCCAGGCAUACCUGACUCUCUGGGGAGCAGAAGGUGACAAGUGGACAGCGUUCCCGAAGACGCUCAGUGACCGGGGCCAGGCAGUCCCUGGCGGGGCCCAGGCUGCUGGAGCAGCUCAGGCCAAUAAAGCCGAAGCCGUGGGCAGA
Messenger RNA from Suricata suricatta (meerkat), 4133 nucleotides. It is a transcript of the gene SARDH, whose product is annotated as sarcosine dehydrogenase. The record is from RefSeq and is a predicted model, not a curated record. Gene Ontology annotation, molecular function: protein binding; oxidoreductase activity. The transcript is spliced from 23 exons. The coding region runs from base 227 to 2986 and encodes 919 amino acids. Gene Ontology annotation, cellular component: mitochondrion. NCBI's taxonomy places the organism in Eukaryota, Metazoa, Chordata, Mammalia, Carnivora, Herpestidae.